Molecule: messenger RNA, 2219 nt
Organism: Pyricularia oryzae 70-15
Lineage: Eukaryota; Fungi; Ascomycota; Sordariomycetes; Magnaporthales; Pyriculariaceae
Exons: 2
Coding region: 317-1108 (263 amino acids)
Biological process (GO): attachment of spindle microtubules to kinetochore
Cellular component (GO): spindle microtubule; DASH complex
Source: RefSeq, a predicted model, not a curated record
GCUAACGCGGUGCGGUGCACGAUGUCGCGCCAUUUGAGAUCGUACCGAGGACGCAUAUCAUCCAUUUAUCGCCCCGGCUGCCGGUUGGGUUGACAGGAGCUGCUUAUCACUUCGUAGAGCUGAGGUACCUUUCAUGAGCUAGCUGCCACUUGCUAGCUGUAUGCUCGACCCUGCAAUUUGAUUGCUUGCCUCAAGCGGGAGAGAAAACAACAGAGUCACGUUAUUAUUCUCUCUAUCUAGGUACCUUACAGAUACACCACCCCCCAACCUCAGCAUCUUCGCCAUCAAGCACCCUAGGCAGCGGCCUCAAAUAACCAUGUCGAGGUCGCUGCUCUCGGCGCACCUUGAGCAGAUCGCAAUCUCAUGCCAGGGCAUAAAUGAACUCCCAUUUCCACCCCCAAAGAUCUUCACCAACGCCCUGCUCGCCAGCGAUGACAUCACCUCACUGAUCCGGGAUACCGAGACUCAUGAGCGCGCCCUCUUCUCCGUUCCGCCGCCGCCUCCCCAGCAGCAGCAACAACAACCGCGACGAACUCCGGCCCUAGAAGACGAUCCCGAUGCCCGCGGAAAGACCAAGCGUCGGCAAACCGUCUUCAAUGUUGCGGCAGGCGAAGUGACGACGGGACCUCCGCCGGGCCACCGGAACGCUGUGAGCGCGCGCCGUAACACCGCCGUGGCCGCCGUUUUGGGAGGCGACCUACACGGUCAGAUCACGCGUGGCAGCCACGGCGGCGGCGAGGUCGACAUCGAGGUCUUGCUGCGCGGUGCUGAGAAGCUGUGCCACGUCUACCCGCUGCCCGGCGCACUUGAGCGCAUACCCGAAAUGCGCCAGAAGUAUGCGCAUCAGCGUAACACGCUUGCCUACUACGAGGCCCGCGUAGCGGAGCAGACCUCGCGGCUGGAGCGCAUGAACAGGGAUAGGUAUGCGGAUGAGGACGACACGCAGGAUGUUGAGGAGGCUGAGGAUCAGGGAGAUAAUGACGGCUUGACGGAAGAGGAUCUGAGGAGAGAAGAGGAGGAGGUGCGCGAGCUCGACACAAAGAAAAAGGAGCUGCAACAGCGGUUGAAGGCUAUGGAUAAAGAUCUCGGUGGACUCUUGAACAUUUGAUCAGCAAGGGCCAUGUUUGUUCAAUUUGACUAGUGAUACCCUGGAAUCAAAUUUCCAACGUUUUCAACACGGGACAGUACUCUAGUGGGAUCGAAUUAGCACCGAAGCGACGAGUCGGUUGCCGGAGCCGCGCCGCCUGCACUCUUUUUAGCCCUGGAGAACUGUUCCAGGAAGGCCGGGACCUCCUGCGCGCCACCAAUCUCGUACUUGUCGUUGAUGACAAAGUGCGGCACGCCCGAGAUGCCCUUGCGGUAUGCGUUGUCCACCUCGACGUCAACCUCGGCGCCGCCCUUGCCCGUCUCCAACCACUCCCUCGCCUCCUUGGGAUCCAACCCGCCGACCUCGGCGGCCUUGGUCAGCAUGUCGAAGCUGGUGAUGUUGCCCCCUUGCUCAAAGUACGACUUGAAGACGGCCUCGACAACCUGGUUCUGGCGCUCCGACCCUUUGGUCUUGGCCAGCUGCAGCAGCCGGUGCGAGUCGCGCGUGUUGCCCAGCAUGCCCGAAAAGGUAAAGUUUAUUCCCUCCCCCUUGCCCGUGGCGGCGAGGCGGGCGUGCAGCAUGGGCACGCGAUCGGCGCCGAACUUGCGGAUCACGUGCUCGGUCGACGGCGUGGCCGUCUUGGGCAGCGUCGGGUCCAGGUAGAAGGGGUGCCACGUCACAGUGAAGGUGUCGUCGGCGCCACCCGGGACCGUCUUUUUGUAGACAUCUAUGGCUUUUUCAAGACGGCGCUUGCCCACGAAGCACUUUGGUGGUUGGGUGGUGUUAGCCUUUUUUUCUCCUGUUCUUUUGUUGGUGCAGGUCGAAAGGUGCUGCGACCGUUUUAGGUAUGGUAUUUAAAAGUCACUUACAAAGGGGCAGAUGGUGUCCGAGAUCACCUUGAUAGUAAAGUUGACCAUUUUUACGAUUGGUAAAGAAACGACUGUAUUGUAGGGCAGCUCGGUUUACAUGAAGAUUUUCUUCAAUUAUACAAAGAAGCCCAGGGACUCCGGGUGCUCUAUUAUAUAGGUCCGGUACUCGCAAAGCUGUAUUUCGCCAUUUUGCUCCAGGAACCAAUAUUGCAACUUGCCCCACCCAUUCCGCGAAACAAGAUGAAAUGGAUGAUUACCAAUCA